GUUGCACACCGUUCUUGUCAAAAGUACAUACAUGUGUUUUUAAGCAAAACAAUUCCGAAUUCAGUGGGUGCAAGUAAUUUGUUCUUCAUUAACAAGAUGAGUACCGCUCGUGGUUCGGGUCAAACUCGUAAACGUGCUCAAAAGCAUAAAAAUUCGUUUGCUUUCAAAAAUGAUUUACAUGACAAAACACCACAAAUGAAAAAGAUCAAUUCGUUGUAUGUAUGUGAGGUGUGUGAACGUUGUAAAGCACAAAUCGAAUGGCGAAUCAAAUAUAAGAAGUAUAAACCAUUGUCACAAGCCAAAACAUGUGUAAAGUGUGGGAAUCGAACGGUAACGAAGGCAUAUCAUGUAUGUUGUAGAGAAUGUGCGUUACGUGAAAAAGUUUGUGCCAAAUGUUUAACGUCAGCCGACGAAGUAAGUAUUGAACCACCGGAAAAAACGCCCGAAGAAGAGCUCCAAGUGAAAGUUGAAAUGGAAAGUUUGAUAAAGUCGCUGCCUGAACGGAAACGUCGUACAUUCCAACGGUAUAUGAAUAAAGGCAAAGAGGUUGAUGCCAAAGCAGAAAACGAGAAACAAGAUGGUUCCACAGAAAAUGACGCUGAAACAGCGAAAAAGAAGACAUAUAUACCGCACAAUCGCGAAGAUUUAUUAAAUAAAAUUGAAGCAUUAAAAUUAGGUGGCAAUGAAGACGAUGCUGACUUUAGUUUUGAUGAAUCGGAUUUUGGCAGUGAUUUUGAUGGCAGCGAUUUUAACGAUGAUGAAGAUGAUUGAUAGCAUUUAAGCAAUAUUCUUAUAAAUUCAAAUAAUAAAAGUUAAAGUUGAAUGCA
Messenger RNA from Contarinia nasturtii (swede midge), 827 nucleotides. RefSeq lists its product as uncharacterized. The record is from RefSeq and is a predicted model, not a curated record. The transcript is spliced from 3 exons. Bases 97 to 771 code for a protein of 224 amino acids. Lineage: Eukaryota; Metazoa; Arthropoda; Insecta; Diptera; Cecidomyiidae.